This is a messenger RNA of Saccostrea cuccullata (small rock oyster), 791 nucleotides long. Its product is annotated as short-chain collagen C4-like. Lineage: Eukaryota; Metazoa; Mollusca; Bivalvia; Ostreida; Ostreidae. The transcript is spliced from 4 exons. Bases 99 to 791 code for a protein of 230 amino acids. The record is from RefSeq and is a predicted model, not a curated record.
UAAAGAUACUGUCUGUAAUUUUCUUUUUGCUAACAUUUGUCACGACCCUGGGAGAAAAGGAAACAGUUCAAAGCUGUAAGGACAUAUUACAGGGAUAUAUGACAGGACAGUUGUCGUCUGCUUUAGGGGCUUAUCAAGUGGAGGCUUUAAGGCGGGAAUUCAAAAGCUUUACUGAGACCAUGGAGCAAUCUAUGAAGAAUUUCAGGAAAGAAGUUAAUACAAGCGCUAUGAUUGAGGAGAAAGGUAACAGAAGCAUCGUUUACACAAGAUGGGGAAAGAAGACGUGUCCUUCCAAUGCACAGUUGGUUUAUUCGGGAUUAGCAGGCGGAUCAUGGUACGAUCACAGUGGUGCGGCCUCAGAUCCAUUAUGUUUACCUAGAGAUCCAGAGUGGGGGAUCUACAGGGAUGGAACUGAUGGCGAAAAGGGUUAUGUGUAUGGGGCAGAAUACCAAACAUUUGAUGUUAGUCAUUCGGCUUCGCUUCAUGACCAUGAUGUUCCUUGUGCUGUUUGUCUUGUAAAAGAUAGAUCUGUAGUUAGAUUGUUUCCAGGAAGAAGAACAUGCUACAAAGGGUGGAAUUUGGAGUAUGAGGGUUAUCUUAUGUCUGGGCGUUAUAAUCAAGCAGCAGCAACAGCAUAUAAGUGUGUAGACAAAAAUCCAGACAUCUUACACGGCGGUCGUCUUAACAAAAAUGGCUACUGUUUUUAUCAUGUCGAGGCUCGAUGUGGGUCCUUGAAAUGCCCGCCAUACGUUGAGGGGAGGGAACUCGUGUGCGCUGUUUGCUCUAAAUAA